CGUCACGUCAGUCUCAUACAUUCAUUGUCCGCUGAGAGGUGCUCUUGUGUCCCACUGUCUAGCCAAGCCUUCAAGAUGCCCAAGCUCCUGUUGAUGUUCCUCUUGACGCUGGUGACCUGCCAGUUCUCCGAAGCAGGUGAAGAAGCCGAGGAACCUGCCCUUCCACCUCUGCACCUGAACUGUACACAGCCCACGUACGCACUCACGCCCUCGCCAAGGCCUUCGUCUCAUCCCUCGCAGAGCCUGACGGACUUCCUCCUGCUGAGGCAAGAGGCUCUCCUCAGCAGGAUGUCCUCAGCGGAAGCGGCCACGACCCAGCUUCUGAAGGAGACCCUCGAGACGCUGGUUCAGGUCCGCGACGCCCUGAACGAGGUCAAUGCCAAGAUCGGAGGAAAUGCUGACAGGGACGCUGAUGGUGCCGUGUGCCAGCUUCCCUUCACACGAGUAGGGGAACGCUGCCUCCUGCUGGCCCUUCAGGAGAAACACACGUGGACUUCGGCGAGACAGUUCUGCGCAGGAUACGGGGCAGACUUGGCUCACUUCUCGGACGCCAACACCUUCGCCGCCGUCCUCGCCUACGUGAACACCAUCAACUUCCAGAAGAAAGCCAUCAACGUCUGGGUCGGCGGGUCAGACGAGGCCGUUGAGGACACUUGGCUCUGGGUCACCGGGGAGCUGAUGCCACGGGGGCCGCCCUUCUGGGGGACCUCCGAUGGAUAUGCACUGCAACCAAAUGCAGGCCCGAGCCAAAACUGCGCAGUUCUUUGGCAAGCAGACUAUUACUACAUGCACGAUCUACCAUGCACACACAAAUGCGCUCCACUCUGCCAGAAAUGAGGGAAAUGUCACGCACACAAAAAAAAGAGGUGCGUUUGUAUAAGUCUCUUCUUAUGUUACUGGAUAUUCCUAUAUACCUGUUUUAUUUGCUUGUUUUGAUUCUCACUGCUAUACAUGUAUAUUAUAUUAUUAAAUCUAUGUACGACUAUUCA
Molecule: messenger RNA, 989 nt
Organism: Penaeus vannamei (Pacific white shrimp)
Lineage: Eukaryota; Metazoa; Arthropoda; Malacostraca; Decapoda; Penaeidae
Source: RefSeq, a predicted model, not a curated record